GCGCAGUUCCGCGUGAAGUUGAGGACGCUCACAAGCUGCAAUAUCGUGCUUGCGUUUACCUGCGCCUUUAAGAGAGCGUCUAUAAUAAGUAGUGGAAACAUAAUCCGCACAGUUGAAGAACCCCCUCUCUCGCUCUCGCUCUCUCUCUCUCUCUCUCUCUCUCUCUCUCUCUCUCUCUCUCUCUCGCUCUCUUUCGUUUCCAGUCGAUUGUCACCACAGGCGCAUAACGGAAACCGUUAGACCUUACCGUGUUUAACAGUUUUCAAGGUUAACCUUGUUGAUACCUCCUCUUUCGCCUCAGUUUUCUUGAAACACUAACGGCACUGUCUCUUUAAGAAGGAUUACUCGCCGACCUCCUGUCCAAGUUUUCCCCCAAAAGCGACUACUUCUCUUCUGUCUCUCCUGCUGUUACGUUGGAAAGUUGAAGAAGUUUAACCAUGGCAGAGAUAGGGAAAGUGGUCAGCCCAGGAAAACUGGCCAGUAAUAUGCAGAAGAGGAUAACCCGAGCGCAAGAGAAGGUGAUGCAAAAGUUGGGUAAGGCUGAUGAAACCAAAGACAUGGCCUUUGAGGAGGUGGUGGCAAACUUUAACAAGCAGCUGGCUGACGGCACCAAACUCCAGAGAGACUUGAAGGCAUAUUUGGUAGCCGUCAAUACGAUGCACGAGUGUUCGAAGCGUCUGCAUGACUGUCUGGCCGACAUUUACGACCCCGAGUGGUUUGGCAAAGAAGAGGUCGACUCCCUCGUGGAGGACACUGACAUCCUGUGGCAAGAUUUUCACCAGAAGCUUGCUGAUAAUGCCGUCAUUUCUAUGGAUACAUACUUGGCUCAGUUUCCAGAUAUAAAGGCUCGCAUGGCGAAGCGUGAGAGAAAGCUGGUGGACUUCGACAGUGCCAGGCAUCACUUUGCUUCUAUACAGAAAGCCAAGAAAAAAGAUGAGGCCAAAAUUGCCAAGCCAUUGGCUCUGGUGGAGAAAGCGGCUCCUGUGUGGGCUCAGGGAAUAAUCACAGCGCAUCAAAUCGCUCAAACUAACCUCUCGAGAAACCAGGCUGAGGAAGAUUUGGGGAGAGCCCAGAAGGUCUUUGAAGAGAUCAACUAUGAGCUUCAGGAAGAGCUUCCCACCCUGUGGAACAGUCGUGUUGGCUUGUAUGUUAACACAUUCCAGAGCGUUGCUGGCCUGGAAGAGAAAUUUCACAGGGACAUGAGCAAACUGAACCAGAAUCUGAGCGACAUUAUGACCAAACUGGACGAGCAGCGUCAGGCCAAAAAAGGUGUUAAAGCAGCCAGCAUUGGGACAAGUGAAGUGGCAACCAAUCACAAUCUCUCAGAGUCUGGGACAGACAUCAAUACAUCUCCAUCAGAGUCCAGAGAAGCACCGCCUGCUCCACGGCCCCCCAGACCGACCUCGUGUCAGGAGGUGAAACUGGACAACGUCACUAUCGUGUUAGAGGAGACAGUGGUUGCUGAUAUUAACAUUACAACCCCUUCACAGGAGGCUUCAUGGGAUUCAUGGGAGCCCGAUCAGACUCCAGCUGCAGAUUUAUCUCAGCAGUGGGACUGGGAUGAUGAGAACAGGCAGCCGUACGAGGCUCCUAACUGGGACGACGAUGUUGCUCCUGCCGUGCAGCCCAACUGGGAUGAGCAGGGCGGCGUGUCGGGGCAGUCAGGGUGGGACAAUGAAACAUCAGAGGUGGACGGAGGUGUGGAGCUCUGGGGCGAGGAAGGGUCCCAGGUAGGGCAAGGGCAGGACGCAGAUGCGAACUGGGACAGUGGUACUGCUCAGGCUUGGGAGUCGGAGACUACUCCGCCUCAGUGGGAGGAGCCUCAGAGUAAUGAAGUUCCAACAGUGACAAAUGGCUCCUCGGAUGCCGAGCUGCCUCCCUCUGUUCUGUACAAGGUGAAAGUGAUGCAUGACUAUGGAGCAACAGACAAGGAUGAACUCGAUCUGAAGGCUGGUGACAUUGUGUAUGUGAUUCCCUUCCCCAAUCCAGAUGAGCAGGAUGACGGCUGGUUAAUGGGCGUAAAAGAGUCACAUUGGCUACAGAAUAAAAACCUGCUAGCCAAAGGCGUCUUCCCGGAAAACUUCACCCAGAAAGUGUAAGCGGAACAACCAUCUCGAUGAAUCUCCUCACCCUCUACGAAACAAACGCUGUGAUCGUCUUGCUUUAUUUUCUCAUGGUUUUUAUAAGACACCUUUCAAAAUAAGGGCUUCUCGAUCAAAUAUGAUGAAAAAUUGCAGUUCCUUUUAGAAUGGAAAACAGUAAAAGGUGUUUGGAGCAACAUGUUAUUUCACACUUCAUGGUCAUUUGUUUGAAAGAACUUUUUCUUGCACUGCAUGUGAAGUGCUGUCCUGGUAUCUUUGACUCUUCUGUAAUAUUCAGUGUCACACAAUGCAAUUUCAUUAUAUUUGUAUUGUUUAUUUUGUUUUAUCUGCAGGUAUAAGACACCAAAGAUUAGAAAAUGUAAUUAUUACUAUGGGGCAAACCACUAACCAAUAAGUUUGUUUGGACGUUUUAUCUUUUCGAGGCAUGCUUUAUUUCAGUGGUUCUCAAACUGGGGGCCGUCAGGGGGGAUCCAGGGGGGCCACAGAUUUUGUGGCAUUUUAUGAAAUAUAGAAAUUUAUCAUAGAUUUUAUGCAAUCAAAUGUCAGAAAAAUGACACCACCAACCAAAAGAAUUGAGGUUCCAGCAUUGUAUAACUGAAUGUUUUUGGUUUAAUUAAAAUUCUAAGUUUAAGAUUAUACGUCUUUAUAUGGUGGGCCGCAAAGCGAUGCACUUAACACAAAGGGGCCUUACAACGAAAAAGUUUGAGAACCAUUGCUUUAUUUAUUUUGAAACUGGAGAAGAUUGAUUUUCUGCUGUUACAAAUAUAUAAAAACAUUUCCAAUUAACAGAUUAAAAUGAGAUCUUGGUAAUGAUCUGGAAAAUGCAUUAUGAUAAACUGAGCCCUGACGUCAGUCUAAUGUUAUCUCUGAUAAAUAUACUGGUAAGCUGAAAAGCUGCUUUUGCCAAAAGAGUGUUCAAUCUCGAUUAGAGGUGAUCUUUUUUAUUUACAAAUAUGAUGCUGCUAAUUUGUCUAUUGUCAGAUCUGAUACUGUCACUCUGUGCUUUUCAAAUCUAGAUCUUGUCUACGUCACUCCCUCUCAUCUGUUCACAUAUUACAGCUGUCAUUUUCUGAUUCAUCUCAAAGUUCUUCAUUUAAAUCUGUUUUGAAUAUCGAAAUACUUUCUUGCACUCUUUCAAUGACAAAAGAGAUUUGUAUGAGAAUGGGAAGGUGUGAGGGGGAGGAUUUUCUUUGAAUGACAGAUUGCAGACAUUCUUUACGUUUUACAAAAGAUAACUAAUCGAUUACCUCAAGGAAGAUGUUUUUACACUGUUUCUUUUGACAUCAUGCAACUGCAGCUCUUGUGACUGUUAAAUAUGACAUAUUUAUUAUGUUCUUUCAUAUGACCUACCCCUUACAGGCAUUAUUGAAAUAUUAGAGAGUUUUGUUUAUUUAAAAAAUGCAAUAUGUGAAGAUUCAAAAUGUACCACAGGAACUACAAAGGAUUUUUUAAGACGGGGGAAAUUAUGUCCUGUGGCAUUAUGGUUGGGAUGCCCUGUCUUAGCGUGCUGUAACUGUCUGGCACCCCUUGAGAAGCAUUAAAAUGAUUUUGAACAUCUAAUGUCCUCUCGUUCAGUAAUGUACCUUUUGAUAAAAUCACAUAUGAGGUUCUAUAGCUAAAGAUUAUUUGUUGUUCAUAUCCAUAUACUGUAAUAUUAGUGAUGACUCUGAAGACGUUGUUGUGUUGUUUUACAAAGUGUUGUCAUUGUGUUUGUUUACCUGAUGUGAAGCACUUUGAGAAAGCAACUUUUAAUGGCGCUAUAUGAAAUAAAUGUAUUAUUAUUAUUUAUUGCCAAAAGUCCAAACUCGAGUUUGCCCUUUAUCCAGCUCCCCAAGUCUCCACAGCUGUCGAGAAGAUGCUGAAAAAAGAAGAGAAAAAAGCGUUAUUAGCUUGGUCUAUGAUCUUCAAACAUAAUUUUCCCCCUACCAAUUGUAAUAACAAAAAUGUAUGUUAGAAACAUACGUCUAUAUUUUUCGAAAAUUGGUUCAAGAAUGGAAUCAAUCGGGUCAGUCAGUUAUUUAAUUAGGAUGGCUACUUAUCAAGAAUUUCUCUUCCAAUACAAUAUUCCUGUUUCUCCAAAACAGUUUGCUGUGGUUUUUUGUGCUAUUCCUAACGGUGUCGUUAUGUUAUUUAAGGGCAGUAAUAGAGGUUUGAGUUCUGAAAUGUCUCUUCCAGCAGGGGUGCAGAUGGGAUUUUUUAACUGGGGGGGACCAAGCUGUCAGCCAAUGAUUUCAACUCAGUUAUUUUGCGUAAUUUGGGCUUUAACUAGUGCUCAAGUAGUAACUUUGCGUAAAUUGGGCUAAUGGUUUGCACUAAAAAGCCAUUGGAGGAUUCUUAUUUGAAAUCAUGGAUAAACAACAACGAACAAAGGCCUACCUAUCAACACUAGCAAUGCAUGAUUUGUCUAGUAUGCUUAUCACCACCAAAACUUCAUGCCUUCUGCAAAAUAUGUUUUAUUUGAACAUUUAAACAUAAAU
Molecule: messenger RNA, 4579 nt
Organism: Triplophysa rosa
Lineage: Eukaryota; Metazoa; Chordata; Actinopteri; Cypriniformes; Nemacheilidae
Gene: bin1b
Product: bridging integrator 1b
Exons: 18
Coding region: 438-2099 (553 amino acids)
Cellular component (GO): plasma membrane; synaptic vesicle; cytoplasm
Molecular function (GO): phospholipid binding; tau protein binding
Source: RefSeq, a predicted model, not a curated record